Messenger RNA from Aspergillus mulundensis, 1029 nucleotides. RefSeq names its product glycoside hydrolase family 16 protein. The coding region runs from base 1 to 1029 and encodes 342 amino acids. NCBI's taxonomy places the organism in Eukaryota, Fungi, Ascomycota, Eurotiomycetes, Eurotiales, Aspergillaceae. Gene Ontology annotation, molecular function: hydrolase activity, hydrolyzing O-glycosyl compounds. Gene Ontology annotation, biological process: glucan catabolic process. The record is from RefSeq and is a predicted model, not a curated record. The transcript has 2 exons.
AUGCACCUUGUGUCUGCCUUACUUCCAAUCGUGGGCCUAGCAGCUGAGCUUGCUAGUGCUGCCUAUGUCCUGCAGGACGACUACAGCCCAGCCGUGUUCUUUGACAAGUUUACUUUCUUCACGGCUGCUGAUCCGACAAAUGGCCAUGUCCAGUACGUUGAUCGAGGUACCGCGCAGAGCGCAGGCCUGAUCUCCACCGGUUCCUCCGUCUACAUGGGCGUCGACCACACCAACGUCCAACCCUCCGGCCGCCAAAGCGUGCGUCUAUCGAGUACGAAGAGCUACCACCACGGCCUCUUCAUUAUCGACCUCGCACACAUGCCUACGGGAUGUGGUACCUGGCCUGCCUACUGGAUCCUGGGCCCCAACUGGCCCAAUGGCGGGGAGAUCGACAUCAUCGAGAACGUCAACGUCGCAACAACAAACCUCAUGACCCUGCACACCAGCGACGGCUGCACGAUCAACAACUCCGGCUUCAGUGGCACCCUGCUCACAUCGAACUGCUUCAUCAGUGCCGCAGGCCAAUCCAACAACGCAGGCUGCGGCAUUCAGUCCCAAGACACAAGAUCCUACGGCGCCGGUUUCAACUCCAACUCCGGCGGCGUCUACGCCACCGAAUGGACCUCUGAUCACAUCUCGAUCUGGUUCUUCCCGCGCGCAUCUAUCCCCUCUGAUAUCUCGGCCGGAAAUCCGACCCCAAGCUCAUGGGGAACACCUGCUGCACGGUUCGCGGGAAGCUGUGAUUUCGAGAGCCACUUCACUGACAUGCAGAUCAUCUUUGAUAUUACGUUCUGCGGCGACUGGGCGGGCAACGUCUGGGGAAGCUCGACUUGCUCUUCCUUGGGCAGCUGCAACGAUUAUGUUUCAAAUAACCCGGGGGCGUUCUCCGAGGCUUAUUGGGAUAUUAACUCGCUGAAGGUUUAUCAGGAUUCGGCGAAUGCGAAGCGCGAUGAGGGCCGUGACCGCACGGCGCGCGGGUUUCCGAGGAAGUCCAUGAGGGCGAGAAGGGAGGCUAGUCUGUCCGUCUGA